UUUUUUUUUUUUUUCAUAUUCAUACUCGUCAAUUUUCAGUGAGCGAGCUGCUUUUGCACAACCUCCAUUCAAUCAUAACGGUCCAAUUUUAGUCUAGCAGUGUCGUCUCAGAGUCUCUUAUUUCCAUUAUGGAGAAGCCAAAGCCACCACAAACGCAUAGUAAACGCGGAUUUCAACCCUACGUUCCGGUCCAUCGUCGACGUGCAGCAAAUACUGAGACUUCCGAAAAAGUUCAGGCUCCAACCAGUCCGUGCACCCCCGAGAGAAAAGUCGAGAUUGCCGAUGCCCAGAACGGUGGAGUGAAAAGGCGUGGACGAGGACAAUUUCGAGCUCCUAUCCAUGUACGAUCGCCGUCUCCACAGAAUAAGUUGCCAAAGCAACCUUUGACAGGGGAUAACGAUGAGUCCACUCCAACUUCCACCCCAGCAAUGGCAGCUGUUUCACCCAUAUCAACAUCCCGAUCCCCAUCAACAGCAACACCACCAGCAUUAGAAACGCCAGCAUCUGCUUCGAUUCCGGUCCAAAACCAAAAAGUUUCUAGUGAGGCAAAGGUCGAACCUCCUCAAAAGCUGGAAACAAAGCCAUCUAAUUCUUCAGAUAAGGAUUUGAAAGAGCUAACCUCUUCCUUGGACAAGCUGACGACGGCUGAAAAAGAUCGUUCCAACUCUGAAGGCGACGAAGAUAGCGAAAAAGAGGAAUGGGAGGAACUACUAAGCGACGAUGUCGAGGAAAAUCUGACAGAAGAAACGCCUGCAGCGUCAACGUCGCCAAGUAGGGAACCUGAUAUUGAAAUUUCAGGUGACAGAACAACCGUACUGGACUGCCGCGAUUUCCCCGCUUCAUUUCGAACCCAUCAUUUGCAUGACAUUUUUCGCCCAUACGAAGAUAUGCGAGGCGGUUAUCGUAUCAAAUGGAUGGAUGAUACCCGAGCAUUAGUUAUUUUUGCUCACCCGGCUACAGCCAAACGUGCAUAUAUCGAUAAUUUUUCAAAUCCACUGGCAAAAAUUCGACCUUAUGAAGGCCCCACGGACGGAUUAAGAGUGGAUCGAGGUCCUGUGCCGCCACGACCAGCCACCACUGAUAUGGUUGCGAGACGUCUCGUUCAUGGCGCGCUGGGCGUGCGAUCGCCUUCAAAGUCGGCCGAUCAGCGAGCAGCAGAAAGGGAACUAUUGAAAGCAGCACGCGACGCGAGGGUGGCUGAAAAACAAGAAGCGGCACGACGGGCACAAGCGAUCGCUGAUGCGUUCAAUGAGUGAUCAUUUAGGGGGGCAAAAAGAUGUCCAACCGUAACUUGGUUUCACUGGGACCUUCCCUCUCUUUACUGCCGAAACCUGAAAAAAAACGCCACUUGAGUCUCUGGCUUUUUCCUCCUGUUUUUUAUUCACCGUCUUAUCAAGAGCGGCCCUCGAGCCAUCUCUUCCAAAACAAUGAAACACUCACCAGGAACUUUGCUCGUUUACUUUUUUUUUUGUUCCUCGUCCUCAUCAUAAUCACAUCUUCUUUUUACUUGUAUUAUUGUGUCCCAAAUGAUAGUGGAUACACAAACAAUUACAGGUAGAACGUUCAAUUCAAAUGUCUCCUGUUAUUUUCAGGCUUUUACUUUGAAUUUUAGGAUAAUGCAUGGUUGAAAAGAGUUGUAUGCAUAGACAGUUUGCUGCAAACACAAAAUACACAUAAAUUCGCUUAUGCACGCGAUAUUGAAACCAGACCUUCUGCUACAUCUUUUACACAGUGAAUCAUAGGCC
This is a messenger RNA of Radiomyces spectabilis, 1745 nucleotides long. RefSeq lists its product as uncharacterized. The coding region runs from base 129 to 1256 and encodes 375 amino acids. Gene Ontology annotation, molecular function: nucleic acid binding. The record is from RefSeq and is a predicted model, not a curated record. The transcript has 6 exons. Lineage: Eukaryota; Fungi; Mucoromycota; Mucoromycetes; Mucorales; Radiomycetaceae.